Messenger RNA from Myiozetetes cayanensis, 6553 nucleotides. RefSeq names its product potassium voltage-gated channel modifier subfamily G member 3 (gene KCNG3). The record is from RefSeq and is a predicted model, not a curated record. Lineage: Eukaryota; Metazoa; Chordata; Aves; Passeriformes; Tyrannidae. Bases 82 to 1383 code for a protein of 433 amino acids. Gene Ontology annotation, biological process: protein homooligomerization; potassium ion transmembrane transport. Gene Ontology annotation, cellular component: voltage-gated potassium channel complex; membrane. Gene Ontology annotation, molecular function: delayed rectifier potassium channel activity; protein binding. The transcript is spliced from 2 exons.
GGGCAGCCGCCGCCGCCCGCGCUGCCCCCUGCUCGCCGCCCUGCCCUGCCCGCGCUUCCCCUUCUCCGUCCCGCCCAAGCCAUGAACUUUGGCCGCGGCCCCCCGGUGGUGUUGAACGUCGGGGGCACCCGGUACUCCUUCUCCCGGGAAGUGUUAAAGGAUUUUCCGCUGCGCCGGGUGAGCCGCCUGCACGGCUGCCUGUCGGAGAAGGACGUGCUGGAGGUGUGUGACGACUACGACCGGGAGCGGAACGAGUACUUCUUCGACCGGCACUCGGAGGCUUUCGGCUUCAUCAUGCUAUACGUGCGGCACGGCCACCUGCGCUUCGUGCCGCACAUGUGCGAGCUCUCCUUCUACAACGAGAUGAUCUACUGGGGGCUGGAGGGCUCCCACCUCGACUACUGCUGCCAGCGCCGCCUCGACGACCGCAUGUCAGAGACGUACACCUACUACGCGGCGGAGGAGCCGCCAGGGGAGCCGGGUGGCGGCCUCGAGGGCAAGGGAAGGCGGCCGCCGGGAGCCGAGGGCGGGAAGUGGCUGGAGAGGAUGAGGAGGACUUUCGAGGAGCCCACGUCCUCCGUGGCCGCCCAGGUCCUGGCCACCGUCUCCAUCCUCUUCGUCAUCGUGUCCAUGGUGGUGCUGUGCGCCAGCACCCUGCCCGAGUGGCGGGCGCCGGGGAACCGCAGCAUGGAGGAGCAGAGCAGGUACACAGCAGAGUCAGUGAGGGAGCCCUCAGGGAUAAUUGAAGCUAUCUGCAUAGGCUGGUUCACUGCAGAAUGCAUUGUGAGGUUCAUCGUCUCCAAAAACAAGUGUGAGUUUGUCAGAAGACCUCUCAACAUCAUUGAUUUGCUGGCAAUUACUCCUUACUACAUCUCUGUUCUAAUGACAGUUUUCACAGGGGAAAAUUCACAGCUUCAGAGGGCUGGAGUCACUCUGAGGGUCUUAAGAAUGAUGAGGAUUUUUUGGGUGAUUAAACUGGCCCGUCAUUUCAUUGGCCUUCAAACACUUGGUCUGACUCUGAAGCGUUGUUACAGAGAGAUGGUGAUGCUACUUGUCUUUAUCUGUGUUGCUAUGGCAAUUUUCAGUGCACUUUCCCAGCUUCUUGAAAAUGGGUUGGACUUGGGAACAAAGAAUAAGGAUUAUGCCAGCAUUCCUGCUGCUUGUUGGUGGGUAAUCAUCUCAAUGACCACAGUUGGUUAUGGUGACAUGUGUCCCAUCACUGUACCAGGAAGGAUUCUUGGAGGAAUUUGUGUGGUUAGUGGCAUCGUUUUAUUAGCCUUGCCGAUCACUUUCAUUUAUCACAGUUUUGUGCAGUGUUACCAUGAGCUCAAGUUCCGAUCUGCUAGGUACAGUAGAAGCCUCUCUGCUGAAUUCUUAAAUUGACCAAACUUGCAUUCUGUUGUAGUUACUUGCUAAGCUUUGUCUUAGAAGAGAAAGGUGGAAGGUCCCUUCACGUGUCCUCCUUGACUGGAUGGUCCUGUGGAACAACAUUCUCGGCAGCCUGGAGAAAGCCCGUCACCAUUCAGACAGGAAGGAUGGCCAUUUGCCUUGGGCACCUUGCAAGGAGAGGGAGUGAUGUUUCAAAUUUGAAAGAACAAAAUUAACAAAGAGGAUUCAGAAGUCCUCAGCCAGACCAGUUUGCCUUCCCACACAAAAGCAGAACAAAAAAUGGGCUCAACACUGAGAUCUGUCAUUCCUGUAAUUAUAUCCUAAACCAGUCUAAGUGCUGUGUAGCAGAAGUUUUUCAAAGAUUUCAAUAUUUAAAUGCUCCACAGAGGCAUUGAUAACUUCUUGCCUGAAGCAUCUCCACUUUUAACUCAGAUAACCAAGCUAUAUAUUGGAGAAUCACUGCUACUUUUGAGCUUUGCAACAAAGUAGAGCUGGUUCUGUAACUCAGGAAAGAUGAAGAAUAUAGGUCUGUAGGACAAAAAACGUUGAGGCCUGAUUCUGAUCUUUGAUGAAGCACACAAUCUUCUGUAAACCCAUUGUUCUGAAUUUGGUAAUUCGCAAAGAAAUGCAAGAAGUCCACCUCCAAAUGUUGUAGCAGGGACUUUCUUAGUCACAAUUAAUUUCUUCUCUGGAACCAAAUUGUAAAUAGAAGCAAGUGCUGUACUUUACAAAGAUCAGCAUAAGAAAUCCUGGAUUGAUACAUAUAUUUGCUGGUAGCUUACUGGGGGAGCUCUCCAAAUUUUACAUGCAUUGAGUUCAGCUCCAGCCAUGUGAAAUUACAUGUUCAUAAGCACAGAUUUUUCUCCCCUUCCUCCUCACCCCAUUUAAUUAAACAUAGGUAUCAUAAUGAGAGUUCUCCAAGACAAAUUAUAAGAUUUCAUCACUUGAGAAAGCACUGGAAAACAAGAGUAGCUGCUCCCUGUCAGAUGACACUCAUCAUCUUUAAAUUCUGGAAUCCUUACUGAAGGAUAAAUUUUAAUGAAAGUUUUAAAAACAGAUGUAAAAAGCCCAGAGCAUACCAAAGAAAGUAAAUAUGGACAUGUGAGUUGCACUUGGCAAAGUGAUGUAUUCUCCAAUGUAACUAGAAAAUGCUGCUUAAUAGCAUCAUUCAGUAUAAUUCUGAAAGGCUACUACAUAAAAAUGUGCAAUUAGAUACUAACACACAUUAAGGUACAGCUUUACAAAUUUGGGUACCAAUAAACAUCAACAGGGAGCUUUCAUACUAACAUGGAAGUUCAGAGUCAUCAGCAUAGCUGAAUUCGGUGUGCUUGCCUGAAAAUACUGCAUUUACUAUUAUGUGUUGUAGAGGCAUCUUUUAUAUAUGUAAUUGUUAAAAGCUUUAGAAGUAAAAUGAGUACCACCUAGAAAACAUAUCUCUGUAAUUGCUCACUCAAACAGACCUGCCACAUUGGUCAAUAACCAGUACACUGAAGGCUCUACCUGAGACCUGAAAAAUCCAUUAUCAUUUUAAGUGGUCUUAGCCUUUAGUAGUCUUAGAGAAUUACAUUGCAAACACAAUUUUUCUGAAGACCUGAAGAGAAUCUUAGUAGCCUUCCUACAGACAAGUUCGACUUUCCCUUUAAUACUGCAUUAUUAGGAACCGUUACAGCCAUACUUCUGUUCCUUGACACUCAUGUGUUCUGGUGUUCAGAAGAUUAGCUCUGUAGUUCCCUAUACUACUCUAUUUAUGCCUUUUAUGUCAGAAUCAUGUUGCUCAGAAAACAGCAUUCCACAGAGAGGUGAAUAUGAGAUCAGCAAAAAUUUCUUUUUUAGGUGAGAUUCACAGCUGAUGUUAGUUAGGCAAGUUGUGACUUCAGAGACACUUAGAUGUUCUACACCAGCAGAGAUGCUGGCUCUGUAUUCCUGCAUGUGUACCUAUAUAUAUCCUGCAUAUAUUAUAUAUUAUAGUCAGUUGAAAUUUUUUUUUCUGCUCAAAAAAAUUUCCUCCUUGACAAAAUUGAAAUUUCAGACUUUAAUCCAAACACAGCUGUUGAAGAAAAUGACAUUUUCAUCUUCUAAUGAAAAGUUAUUUUGACAGUAUCAAAACCAUUUUCAAGGAGAAAAUUGCAAUUGUUUGGUUUUUUUUUGUAUUCUGCUCCAAUUUUUUCCCAUUAAAAUAGGUUAAAAAUCCCAUGUAAGAACUUAACCCUACAGAUUUUCAUGUGCUGUUUUUAAUGCUUGGGAAAAAUACUGUUUUUCAUAAAACUCCUUAAAACCUGCUUUCUCUUCUGUCCAUGUAUUGUGCUUAACCAAACCAAUACUUUGUCUUGAAAUGAGUGUUUUAAGGUCGCUCAAAAAACCCUCCUCCACAAAACGCCCAAACCAUCAUCAUGAUGGCAAUAGUUUGAAAUCCAUACAGAAUGUGAAAUGAAGUGUAUUGCAAUCUUGAUUUCAAGCCAAAAAAAAUGCAUUUCAGCACUACCUAUAAAUCUAAUCUUUAGAUGCCUGUACAAAGAAGAAAAUAUAAAUUAAUGCACAUAAUAACUUGUGAAUACCAAUUUGCACCAUGAAUCAUUUUGUAUAAGCUAUUAAGGACAGGAAGUUUUCAAUUAUCUGGACUAUACAUGGUAUACAAACAAAUUGUUCAAUCCUUUAUAAAGUACUUUUCAGCUAAAGAAUCCUUUCCCAGUGUAAAAAGGUAAUCCAAUGAAAGUAAUUGUGUAAAGGAACAGGUCCGUGGAGAUUAUCUUAAGUCAUACUGUGUUUUUUUAACAGUUUAUGUUCAAUUUUUAUAUGGUAAAAUGUGAACAGAAUGACCUAAUAUAUUUUUUGAGUUACAAUAAAAUAUUUUGAAACUACUGUAUAAUAUAAGUGCACUAGGGAGAGAUACUGGGGUGGAGCUUUUUGUUGGGUUGGUUUUUUUCCUUUCUGUUUUUAUUGUUGUGUGGUUAUCAGUGACUUAUCAGGUUAUCAGGCUUUAGUUUCCUUACAAACCAAGAUGAAAUAAAGUAAUCUCCAUGGUAGCCUUAAAACAGGCUAAAUAAAAUUCCUGACCUCUAGUAAUAUAUGUCAUCUUAUUUUCAAUGGACCAGGUUUCUUAGUGAAACUACAAAAAAUAUAUGUGUAGUCAAAAAUAAGCGUAAACUGCUGAAACUGUUUUACUAAAAUUUUACUUGAGACUGUCUGUGUAAAAUACAGUCUUAAGUAAAAUUUUAGUAAAACAGUUUCAGCACUAUUUUUAAGUCCAUCAUUUCAAAGCCAAGGGAAGACAAGCUGGUUCAUCUUUAAUCAUUGCCUAGACAAGAAAAGACUUCACAGGCAAUACCUCUCUCUAUCGGAAACAUUCCCAGUUGGAACAAAUUAGAGGAAAUACAAAUAGUAUAAAAUAGUAUAAAACUAGGGAUAAACAAAGACAGCUUAUACAUUUGUGAUCCAGCAUUUUGGUUCAUCUAAAAUGAAAACCAGUAUCAAUGAGUUUUGAACUGCCAUUGUAUGGUCUGAUGACAUUAAAGGUUAAUCAUAUGUUAUAUACUAGGUUUAAACUUAGGACUGAUUUAUUUGGAACUAUAUAUUGGCUGUAAUCAUUCAAGGUACUGCAUGUCACUUAAAAGUAUUUGAUCAUUAAUGAAAUCACUGGAAUGGAAAGCUGUCUAGGAUAUUUUCUUUCUAUAGUUCUACGUGAAACAUCAUGCCAGAUAUCACAAAGAAUGGAAGAUUAUCAUUUCCCUUGAUGUAAGACUUGGAAACUAUUGUCUUGAUGAGUACCAACAAAAAAAAAAUAGUUUGAUUGACUGAUGAUUUGAAGUAGUCUUAUCAACAUAAGGAUCAGCCAUUUAAAAAUGUGAUAUUCAUUCUUACUGUACAAUGGCUUAUAUUGCUGUGCAUAGCAGAAAGUUUGAGGAAGAUAAAAAUCCUGUUAAUAUAAGAUUUGUAUCUUGAUGCCCAUGUAUUUAAAGGAAAAGGCACUCAGUUUUAAUAUCAUGUAUGUAAUUUCUGCCCAUAAAGGAACUGUUAUUCUGAUUCCAAAAAAAUAUAAAACUAAAGCCCUUUUGGGUUCAAAACACUUGUUUAUUCCCCUCUGGGUAACAGCUACAAAAAUUCUACCAGAUCUGAAUGUAUGCCAAGAAGUGGUCAUAUGCACACACCAGCCAGCUAAAUUCAGCAGCCAAACCAGCCAGUUUCCUGGGAACCAGCAUAAUGAACAAGGUCUGCUGUGCUCUGAAUUUUAUCUCACCUAAGAGGUUCCGGAUUACACUGAUGAUUAAAGUUGGAUCAUUUGAAGUACCUUAAAAUUUUUUAAAUUAUUAUUUCAGAUGAGCUUCUAAGAAACAUUUGCUGGAAAAUUAAAUAAGCUGUGCAUAGCAAAAAAUAUACCAUUUUAUUUAAAAGAAGUUACUGUGGUUUAAAAAAAGGAAGCUGGCUCUCAUUUUCUGUUACUUGUGAAAGCAAACAUGCAGGUCAGGAUAUGUGAUGCUAGUUGAACUUGCUACGUAAAACAGAUCCCUGUUUAAAACAUGGAGACUUAGUGAGAAAAAUCUUCCAGCUUUGCUAGAGCUGUAACAGUUUAUACUAGCUGAAGAGCUGCCCCAGCACACAGGGAAGAAACAACAAAACACUGGUUUCAUGGUAAAAAACUAAUAUGAUUUACAGCCUGCGAAGAGCAACACAAAUUAGGGAGUAUCUUUUGCAGACAACAGGAUAGGUUAAGCAUCAAGAAGGCUCCCCAGUGAGGAAUCAAGACUGUCAAUCUGUCAACAAAUUUUAAGAGCCACUGAAGAAGGAUAAUAUAAAUAUUUGGUCAAAUUAAUAAAAUAUGGAUGUUUGAAACUACACAUUUUAGAGUCCUUUAUUCUUUACAAAUGCAAAUGUCUAUCAUUUUGUAGAACAUUAAUUUUAUAUAUUGUUUGCUUAUCUGUAAAGAAAAAUGUAUGCUGUAAUUUUAAGAGGAAAUAAAUGUGGGGGUUUUUAUGUGAAUACAGAAUUAGAUAGAUAAAAUCACAUAAUAAAAUUUGCUGGCCUUGUUGCUGUAUUUCACGGACUAGUGGUCAAAGCACAAAUGUUUAUAAAAUGUGUUCUUUUUAACAAGUGAAUUCCAUGGCUAUUUGUAUUGGUACUGUACCUCGAAAAGAACUCUUUCCUUUAACAGUUUUUGACUACUGAGAAG